AUGUCGUCUAAAACAUCUGAACCAGAAUUUUCCUUUGAAGCCAUGAGUACCAAAAGCUUCAUUCCAGGUGAACGCUUAAACUCAAGUGAAACAUUAUAUGAGGCUUGUGAAGAUGUAUUCCUCGUCUAUCUUGACUUCGUCGGUGGCUCCUCCAUUUCCAGUUCCGAUUUUUCGCUCUUCAGAACACUGACCAGGAAUUUUGAGACGCGGUUCCUUGAAGAUAUGCGGUUUUUGAAUGUUCUUGAUCCAGAUGAACUGACAAGGGCGACUUCAUACAUCCCUGAAAUAAUCCAGUUUAUCGAGAAGAUUAUUGACAAUGGUUUUGCGUAUUCUACAUCGGAUGGCUCCAUAUAUUUUAACAUCGAUAAAUUCGCAAACGCUGGUAAUCAUUACGCCAAACUAGAGCCCUGGAAUAGACAUAAUAAGCACCUUCAAAGGGAUGGAGAAGGCUCCUUAUCGAAAAACACGACAGCAAAGGCUUCAAAAAACGACUUUGCUCUCUGGAAUGCAUCCCGGGCAGGGGAACCAAGUUGGCCCGGCCCUUGGGGGAAUGGUCGGCCUGGCUGGCAUAUUGAGUGUUCUGCAAUGGCUUCAGCUACACUUGGAAGUCAGAUCGAUAUUCAUUCUGGUGGGAUUGAUCUUGCAUUCCCACAUCAUGAUAAUGAACUUCCCCAGGGUGAGGCGUACUGGGGUGAAACCCAAUGGGUCAAUUACUUCCUCCAUAUGGGCCAUCUCUCUAUUCAUGGCUCAAAAAUGUCUAAAUCCCUCAAAAAUUUCACGGCUAUAGGGGGAGCACUUGCCAAAGGCACCUGGACCUCGAGAAGUGUGAGAAUUGUUUUUCUUCUUGGUAGGUGGCGAGAAGGUAUUGAAAUCACGACAGAUAUGGUUAACGCCGCACGCUCCUGGGAAGCAAAACUGGACAAUUUCUUUUUAAAAGCCAGGAAUAUUGCGGAGGGUGCUAGAUGGGUUACAUCAAUGAUGAACAUCUUUGGGCUAAAUGGGCAUGCUUCACCAGACAAUCCUGACAUCGGGUGGGCCGGCAUUGAUGUUCCCGAAUAUGCAAAGCCAUAUCUGAACACCCUUUCAGCUUUGCGGGAUGCGGUCCGCCGGCUUGCAAAGUCAAAUGCCCAUAUCACGUCUCAAGCUCUCGGUAGUAUUAUAAAUACUAUCGGCUCAAGCGCGGACCUGGGGCAUUCCAUGUCAGAUCUAGCACUCCCAUACGUGGAGGUUUUGAGGAAAUUGAAAGACCAAAUUGCAUCCCUGAUUGCAUCCCUGAACAUAGGUACAACUGAAGUAGACCCAAACCAGCUUUUGAGGUAUUGUGAUCGCAUUAGAGACGUGGAUAUUCUUGACCUCGGUAUCUACCUCGAGGAUGAGGACAGUGGCUGCGCCAUAAUACGCCCAGUCACAAGUGACCUGGUUAAGGCCCUCCAGGCACAAAAUCAACGAAAACUUCAGGCACAGAAGCACAAAGAAGAAGAGGGACGCAAGCAAGCUGAGAAGACGGAAACGGGGAGGCUCAGCCCUUACGAGAUGUUUCGAACUGACGAGUUUACUGCAUGGGAUCAGGACGGCGUGCCAACAAAAGAUUCAGAAGGGAAAGACCUCUCAAAAAACUGUGUAAAGAAGCUGAAGAAGGAUUGGGAGAGGCAAAAGAAGUUGCAUGAGGCAUGGAUGCCUGUUAUGUUGAUGAUAACAUUCUUCAACGUUUCAACAGCACAAUCGCUGAGCGGACGGGAAGCUCUGUUUUCCACUUCCUGUGAUCGUAUGUGCUUGUUUUCUAUUGUGACAGGCUUAUAUAGUCUAUAUGGUUUCACUGGGCUUCAUCGCUUCUCGCUCUUCAGCGUUAUCCUUGGCCGUGCCUUUCUGGAAUUUGCGCAAGCAAGCUCAGCUUCGAAACCUACCCACGAGCUUUUUUCAUAUACAUCAGGACGAUUUUUAUACAAUGAAGACGCACGAUUGCGAGAAAGAUAUGUCGAAUUUGACGUGACUGCCCUUAAAGAGGCAGUGACCAAGCAUACCGGUGCUAAAGUUACCAAUCUCGCGAAGCUCGGCGAGGGCGGUUUCAACAGAGUUCUCAAUGCGACACUUGAAAACGGACUGCAGUUGGUUGUCAAGAUUCCGUAUCCUCUCUCGGUACCAAGAAAGUAUGCCACUGCCAGCGAAGUUGCAACACUUACAUUUCUUCGCUCAAAGGGGAUACCUGUCCCGAAAGUAUAUGGAUGGUCAGCAACCAACGAAAAUGCAGUUGGAGCUGAGUAUGUUAUAAUGGAGCUUGCAUCAGGUAUAGGCCUUGAUACCAGAUGGUUCAGUAUGACGAAGAAACAACAACAAACUGUGGCACUGGGGAUUGUUGGCAUAGAAAAGACCCUAUUCGAUAUUCCCUUUGGUUCCAUUGGAAGUCUAUAUUUCAAAGAAGACCUACCUCUCGAACUACAGCAUAAUCUCUAUCUUCCUGGGGCCUCGGACCCUGAUGGAGAUUGCAAUACCUUUUGCAUUGGGCCAAUUGCGGAUUACAUGUUUUGGUACGGCAAACGUUCAGAGUUGAAAUUAGACCGCGGCCCUUGGAGUGACCCGUGCCAAUAUCUCAGAGCAAUUGGGAAUCGUGAGCUAGGAUGGACGAAAAAAUAUGGAAAACCUCUUGAAAAGGAGUUCCCUUACAACACGCUUCUUCCUGGAACCAUCCCUCAUGAGCAUUAUGCUGCAUUGCUUGAAAAAUACUUGGCAAUUGCUCCUUUUCUUCUUCCCAAGGAUCCGCUAGACCCCGGUAAUCAACCGACGAUUCGACACCCAGGUAUCGCAGAUCUCACACCUGCUAAUGUUUUUGUUUCCCCCGACACAUUUGACAUUACUUCCAUCAUUGACUGGCAACACACAACUGUCACUCCGCUCUUGCUUGCUGCUGGGCAUCCAAUGAUGUUUGAAAAUCCAGAUGUAGAACCUCCAGAAACGCUGGAAGCGCCAAAGCCUCCAGAGGGAUAUGAUACUCUUGACAUUGAAACAAAAAGCCAGGUUGAUGAGCUCCUCAGGCGACGUUAUCUUUAUUACCUAUAUCGCGUUUUCAACGGAGCUCGGAAUAAAAGCCAUCUCUCUGCCUUUUAUGACCCUGUAUUACAACCUCGACAGCAUCUUGUUGACUACGCCGGUCGCCAAUGGAGUGGAAACAUCAUAACUCUGCGGGGUGCCUUGAUGCGGAUGUGCGGAUAUUGGCCUCUUUUAUCAACCAAGGAGGAAUGCCCUAUCUCUUUCACUGAUGCAGAAUUAAAAAAGCACUCUGAGGAUGAGCCAAUGUGGUUUGACUUGACUGCCCUGGUAAACUAUUGGCGUGAUGAGCUCGGUGGGCUUAGUGAGGAGGGAUGGAUAAAGUCAGAAAUGUUCGAUCACGCCGUGAAAAGGAAUAAGGAGCUUCAGGAAAAAUUCAUCAAUGAUGCUGAUCCUGAUGAGGUUGAAAAGGUUGUAAAAGGCUGGCCAUUCCAAGAUAAAGAGGAGUUGUUCUAA
Molecule: messenger RNA, 3498 nt
Organism: Trichophyton benhamiae CBS 112371
Lineage: Eukaryota; Fungi; Ascomycota; Eurotiomycetes; Onygenales; Arthrodermataceae
Exons: 8
Coding region: 1-3498 (1165 amino acids)
Cellular component (GO): mitochondrion
Source: RefSeq, a predicted model, not a curated record